GGCUUUUGACAGAAUCCAACGUGUAUAAAACGGAGCGUGAAUGAGACCGAUGUAGAUAAAUUAAGAAAUUGAAUGAAAUAUUUAGUGCACAAAGAAAAGGAUUUAGUGUAAUUGUGUUAGAAGUUGAUCAAAAUAUUUUUUACGUGAUAUACAAGUUAUAUUAUUGGUGCAGCAAUAUAUAAGUUAAAUCUUAUUGCUAUUUUUAAUAACCUAGUAAACAUAGUAAACAUUAUAGAUUCAAAAUGAAUAAUAAAAUGCUAUUAACUUUCAUUGUAAUUAUUGGAAUUAUAUCAGCUAUUACAGCUUUAAAGAAUGAUGAGUGUGAAGUAUGCAUUUCUACUGUGGAUAAAUUUGUUAAGACUUUAAGUGAUGAUGUAAAGAAAGAUACAAAGAAAAUAGAAGCAGCAUUUAAAGAAUUUUGUAAAGGUACUAAAUCUAAGGAAAACAGAUUUUGCUACUAUCUAGGUGGUUUGAAAGAAUCUGCAACAGGUAUUUUAAGUGAAUUGAGUAAACCUAUAUCUUGGUCUAUGCCUGCAAAUAAAGUUUGUGAAAAACUAAAAAAGAUGGAUGCUCAAAUUUGUGACUUGAGAUUUGAGAAACAAAUUGAUAUCAAUACUGUGGAUCUGAAGAAACUCAAAGUGCGUGAUUUAAAAAAGAUCUUGAGUGAAUGGGAUGAAUCGUGCGAGGGAUGCAUAGAAAAGACAGAUUUUAUUAAGCGAAUUGAAGAACUCAAACCAAAAUAUUCUCAUAGUUCAAAAACAGAACUCUGAAAAGUGUUAAGUGAUGACAUACAUAAGUUAACUGAUCUUGAUACAAGUAUGAGCGACCACGAAUGGUAACACCGGCUGGAAGUUUUGGUUUAUUGCACGAAAGUCCUACAAAAAUUAGUUAGUAGAAGAAAUCUGAC
Messenger RNA from Megachile rotundata (alfalfa leafcutting bee), 907 nucleotides. It is a transcript of the gene Manf, whose product is annotated as mesencephalic astrocyte-derived neurotrophic factor. Gene Ontology annotation, cellular component: endoplasmic reticulum. Gene Ontology annotation, biological process: neuron projection development; dopaminergic neuron differentiation. NCBI's taxonomy places the organism in Eukaryota, Metazoa, Arthropoda, Insecta, Hymenoptera, Megachilidae. The record is from RefSeq and is a predicted model, not a curated record.